This is a messenger RNA of Ruditapes philippinarum (Manila clam), 7174 nucleotides long. Its product is annotated as kinesin-related protein 3-like. Bases 337 to 4605 code for a protein of 1422 amino acids. The record is from RefSeq and is a predicted model, not a curated record. The transcript has 13 exons. Gene Ontology annotation, molecular function: microtubule binding; microtubule motor activity; ATP binding. Gene Ontology annotation, biological process: microtubule-based movement. Lineage: Eukaryota; Metazoa; Mollusca; Bivalvia; Venerida; Veneridae.
AUGUAUUUUCAAUACACUAAGGUGAUCUGAAAUAUUCAUUCUAGAUAUAUUUGAUCAUAUUACGAAAUUACAAAAAAAUACAAACUACUUAGAUGGGACAAAUUACUGAACUUUUUUUUCUUUCUCAGAUUUACAUCAGUGACAAAAUUUAUAAAGGAUUCUUAUUCAUCUAAACUAAAUCGGGGUCAAGCUGCUGUUGGAUUAAGAAAUGUUUGGAGCUAGUCCAAAAAUUGUGUUAAUCUUAAAAUGAAAUUGACGCAGUUAGUUAUUUUUAGGACAUAUUUUCAAAUCUAAUAGGUGUUCCAAGAAGAAAAAGUUUGACAGUAGACAAAAGAGAUGGGUACACUGUAUGAAUGUUUACGAGAAGCAAAAUUAGAGCGAUACUUCCCUUCAUUCCGAGCACAAGGUAUCACCAAAUCAGAAGCUUUAACACGACUGACAGCUAGUGACUAUCCAGCAUUUGGUAUUACCUCAGCAGAGGAUAAGAGACGUCUUGUUGAGUUGAUUAGUAUUAUUAAAGCAGUGCAUAAUGUUUCAGAUAGGGAGGAUAUAUUAUCGGGACACCACCCUGUGAACAGGUCAAUACAGAAUGUAAGGAACAAGUCACCAAGAAAGAGAAACAGAAGUCCAGCACAAGGACCAGUACAGGUUGGGGGCCGUGCAUUGUCUGCAACAAAUGAUGUACGUGUCCGGGACAGGCUACGUGCAAAUGCCAGCAGUCACCAUCUUUCAGGUGCUGGAGCUGCGAUACUUGACCUAAUUGAUGAUGAAGAAUCAUCGGAAGAAUCGGGUGAUGAUUCUGAAGAGCCCGCUGAUUAUGAACCAGCUGUAAAACACAGUGUGACAGCAUCUGUCAAGGAAUUACCUGGAAGAAUACGCAAAACACCUGUAGAGAAAGUUAAAUAUGGUGCUGGAUAUAAUUAUGGGGUGCCUGGUGGAAGUUCAGGAGCUCGACCCAAGUCACGUCCUGGUGGUGGACGUUUACAUGAAGACAAAAUAAAAGUGUGUGUACGUAAACGACCCCUGAGUAAGCGAGAAAGUCGCAGUGGUGAAGAGGACAUGAUUCAAGCCGCCAGUACAACAACAUUAGUGGUAUCUGAACCUAAACAGGCAGUAGAUCUGACAGCAUACACUCUACAGCAUGAAUUUAUAUUUGAUGAAGUAUUUGAAGAGAAAUGCACAAAUGAAGAUGUAUAUAUACGAGCAGCUAGACCUCUCAUUAGCUGCAUAUUUGAUGGUGGGAAUGCCACCUGUUUUGCAUAUGGUCAGACAGGAGCGGGGAAGACUCACACUAUGAUUGGUAACAGAGAGAUACCAGGGCUGUAUCUGCUAGCGGCACAUGAUAUAUUCUCUAUCAUAGAGUCUGGACAGUAUGGUGAAGGUAUUAAAGUUUGGGUCAGCUUCUUUGAAAUCUACUGUGGUCAGCUGUUUGAUCUUCUAAAUAAAAGAAACAGGUUACAUGCUCGAGAGGAUGGUUCCAAGCGUGUUUGUAUAACUGGUCUUACUGAAACAGAAGCAGCUGAUGAACAAUCUCUCAUGCAGGUUUUAGAGUAUGGUAAUUCAGUAAGGAGUAAAGGAGCUACAGGAGUCAAUCCAGACUCAUCAAGGUCACAUGCAGUAUUACAGAUGGAAAUAAGGGAUAGAGCAGAUAAAAGACUUGGCAGGAUAUCAUUUAUUGAUCUGGCUGGUAGUGAGAGGGCCUCUGAUUCUGCUGAUACAGAUAAACAGACAAGGAUGGAGGGGGCAGAAAUCAAUCAGAGUUUACUUGCUCUGAAGGAAUGUAUACGAUCUAUAGAUCAGGAGAGUCGACACAAGCCGUUCCGUCAGAGUAAGCUGACACAUAUAUUAAAGGACUCGUUUAUUGGCAACUCUAAAACAUGUAUGAUAGCUAAUAUAUCACCAGCCAGCUCAUCAUGUGAACAUACCUUAAAUACACUCCGAUAUGCUGACAGAGUGAAGGAAUUACGUCGAGGUGCCCAGUCAGCUGCAGCCACUAGCAGAAGUACAAAUGUAGCUAUGUCUAAUAUACUGAUGAAUAUCCCUGCAUCAGCACCAUCUAUCUUUCAACCAUCUAAUAUUCUAUGCUCAUCUACUCCAAUGAGACAGAGUACACGUCAGUUUACAAAUAGAAACACUAGUGCAGAUUUACACUUAGAUCCUAGUGAAACCCCAAUCAGGGGUCCAGGAGCACGGAGGAAAACAUCAAGUGCUGUUUCAAGAAGUGAAUCCAAGUCCCAAAAUUUUAGUCAUAGGACAGGAGCUAGUGUUAAUUCAACAAGUGCAACAAGUAAGCCGCAAGUGACUCGGCAUUUUGCCUCAAAUGUGAUAAAUUCUAGUAAUAAACAAAAUUUGUCGUCUAAUAGCGAGUCGGAUCAGACUGAAUCUGAUUCAUGCAACAUGACUGGUCCACAGAAACCUGGCAAUCUGCCAAAUCAAAUGUUAAACAUUGAAAACCAGUCUGUGAAUAGUAAAAAUACUUACACUCGUAAAGAUAUGUAUGUCAGUAAAAGUUCAAAUUUAGGUGGUCGUACUCCUGCAUCAAAUACAAGUCAAAAUAUACCAGUGGUCAAAUCGUCUGAUACAGAUAACGAUUUUCCUACUACAGAUUUCAAUAAUGAGGAAGAAAUGAAUGACUUGAACCGUACUGGUGAAAAAAACAAUGUUGCGGCUAGUGUGCCAGUGUUUCCUUCGACAAAAUCUAAUAAGUUAGAAACACAGACUAGUUCAAAAGAAGGUAGAGAACAAACUGUAGUGCCUGGUGUUACAAAGUCUCCUGCACAACAAAGACUGUCAUCUGUCUCUGCUAGUGUACCAGUCCUUAGAAAAAAGAUAUACAUGGAGAACCAGACUGAUUCUCAAAAUGAUGUUCAAGGUCAGACUGAGCUUCCCCAAAGUGAACAGAGACAAAAUGAUAUAAGCUCCAGAUCUAAUACAAAUUCUGGGAAUUCUCAGACAUACAGAAAUUAUACUCCAUCUAGUGAAACCAGUCAGAUACCUACACCAGCAGCCACUUCAGCGUCAGUGUCUAAAAGAAAAGAUGUUGAUGAUGAGACUAAACCCAGUGAAAAUAGACUGAGGUUGAAGAUGCCAUCCACUCUUACUGAAAGUUUUAAUGACGACUUACUAUUUGAUUCUCCUUCAAUAGAUCAGAGGGUUUGGACUCCAAGGACUCCUAGUGAAAAUUCUGGAACUCAGCCCAGAAUUCCUCAAGACCCUUCUUUACAACCAGAAAUUCCAGCUGUGCUCCCAGCAAAAAGCACUGAGCUGACAACCUUUUCUCAAUCUCCAAGAUGGCAUUUAAACAAAAAUCAGAGCAACUACCAAGGCACUGUGCAGCAGCCUCAAGGAUUCAGACCUGAACCUAUACGCACAAUCCCUAAAGACAAACCUGAAAAUAGGCCAACCAAUCAAAGAAAUCAAACAAAUACUCAAAACAACAGUGGUGUAAAUUCUGAUAACAGACAACAGAGGCAGGCAGAAUCUAACACUGCUAAAAAGACUUCAUAUGAUAUCCCAAGGUCAGGAAAUGACCCAUUUAAUAAUGUGACCUCUCAUAAGUCAGCCUGGACUAAUGAUAGUGUUAAACCAAAACAAAAGGCAGUAGAACAGGAGCCUAUUAGUGCUAAUUGGUUUGAAACACCUGCAGAUCAUGAAACCCACAUUACAGAAUCAGCCUCAGAUAAACUACGGCUACAAAAUACUGAAAAGAAAUUAAAGUUAAGAACUGAUAUAGGAGAAUCAGGAUCUGGUUUGAACUUACAAGAUUUUGAUGAUGACUAUUUGCCGUUGGCAAGAAACAUGGACAGGAAUAAAUCAGCUCAUAGUGAUAGUGGGAUUUUAUCAGCAGUUUCAGACACUGAAAGUAAACAAAGUCAAAAUACAGCCAGUAAGGGUAACAUUCCAGGUGGCAAUGCUGCUGCUUAUAAAAACUCAAACUUUGCAAAGCCUGGUUAUUUUAGUGAUACAGGAACUGGUGCUAAUGGCUUUAUAUCCAAGCAUCGAUUAGUUCAUUCCCCUGUUACAACAAGACAAAGUUCAAACACUUCACCUGUGAUUAAGGACUAUGUCUCCUUGUCUCCAGUUAAUGGGCAAGGAGCAUUUAUUUCAAAGCACUCGGACAGAGAUGGUAAUUCUUUAUCACCAUCAGGUGGUGCGUCUAAUAAUGGAAUUUUAAAAACAGAAAAAUUAGGAAAAGGGGGUACUAUGUUUUCGCCCAUACACCCACAACCAGUGACUAAUAGUAAGGUAUCUAAAAGUGUGGCUGUAAGUAAAGAUAUUGUGCAUCCUACACCUCUUGGUAAAGUGUCGGCAUCAGUCGACACUCCACAUGAUCGUCAACCAUCCUCACACAGCAGUAGUGGCAGUACAAGUAGUGAUGUUAUUGACCUCAAGUCACAGUUAAUUACCUCCCAUGAAGACCAGCUUGCAACAGUUACUUCCCUUUGUAAACAAGAAAUGAAGUUAUUACUUGGAGCUAAAGCUGGUAACAAGAAAUUUGAUGAUUACAUGAAAAAAGUGAGUGAAGUAUUAUCCCAGAAAAUGUCUGCCAUACAGCUUUUGCAAGACCAGAUUAUUGCAUACCAACUCAGUACGCAGGAUGAUUGAUAGUGAUUUUUGAUUACAACAUUUUGCCAACAAAAACUGGUUUAUCAUGGCUAUUUUGAGUCAAGUCAAUGUAACAUCUAAACAAAGUGAAAUUAUUCUCAGUGUGGAUUACAUAUACAUCACAUGAGGAUGCUUUUUCUGAAUUAUGGUUUCGUCUAGUUUAUCCAAAAAUCCAUAUUCAGUGAUAUGAGUGGGACAGAAAAGAAGAACAUUUCGUAAAGUGGUUGUUACUGGUAAAAAAUAAAGCAGAUUGAAGCAGUCCCUGCAGUUGAAUGUGGAAAGCUAGUCAUAGGAUAAUGUUGAAUAAUUUUUGUCAACCUUUGCUCAUAGUUUGAUAUUUGAUAAAUUCUGGACACUCCUCUUUCUUGUUAUGUCCUUAACCCAUACCAUGUUAAAAUUGUACAAUGGAUUUUUAUAUGAAAAUGCUGAAAUAAGCAGCCAAAAAUUGAGAUAUUCAGGCUGGCCAGGUUGUAUAUUUGGUUAUCAUAGGCAUGUCAUUAUGACCACUAGCAUUCCAAUUUAAAGCCCAAGCCUAAAUUGCUUGCAAUUUGAUAUAGAACUCAAAUGUAUUUCAUAAGUGUAAAAAAUAUAUACAGCAUCUGAUGUUUUAACAUAGAUAUAACUGUACAGUCUGUUGAGAUUGAUUAAAUCAUCUGUCUUGAAAUAUUGUGAUAAAAAUGCAACUUCAGAGGAGAUAAAAAAUGUGAUAUUUUGUUCUUAAGAUUUUUACAUCCAUAUGUAUAUGUCAAAUAUGUUUGUUAUGCUUGGCUUUUACAAUGUAUAUCUGUGUUAAAUUAUAUGUAUGGGAGAGAUGUAUGUGUAAUGUCAGAAAAAUAUAAUACCAUUCCGUUAUUAAAAUUACCUUACAAAUGAACCUGACAUGAAUAUUGAUUUAUUUUUGUCAUGUAAAAAAUAUCUGUUAAUAUCAGUUAGUUAAUACACAGAAGAUAUCAAUGUUUGUAACCAUGUAGUCCAUAGGAGAAGCAGGUUUCCUUGUCAAAAUAACUGCUAUUUGGAAAACUGUAAGCAAUUGUUAAGUAUAGGAAAAUGCAUUUUAUUGUUUUACAUGAAAGAUUGUAAAAGCCUAAAAUGUGUGCCAUUUUAAAAAUACAAACAAGAUCAUAUUUGUUUGUGUUUUUUUCCACUGUCAAUAUUGACAAUCUGUAGGAACUUUACAAAAUGUCCAAUUUCAUUUUUACAUUAAUUGCCAUAAGCACAAUGUUAUUCUUACCUUACUUAUAAACUAGCAUUGUUAACAAUACAGUUUAGUGUAUGUCUGGACACAUAUUGGUAGUACAUGUAUUAUAUCCAUUUUAAAACUGUUUUUGUGAUCUUUUUUUGGUAAAAUAUUAAGAAAACUGAAAUGCCCAUUAUAAAAUUAUAUAAUUCACCAAUUUGCAAAAGGACAUUAUCCUUGUGUUUCCCAUGUCGAAUUUAAAUACACCAUCAAUGUUUCACACAGAUAAGAAUAUUGUAUCUACUUUUGUCAUUGCUUCUUCUUUUUUGCAUAAAGCGUUAAUACUCAAAUCCAUCCAUAGUAUUUUUGAGUAAGAAUUCAUGUUGUUUUUACUGUAGACUAAUGUUGAAAGGUUUAAAGUAUAUGUAUAAUGACAUCUACUAUUAUUUCUAAGUAUUUUCAGGUACCACAUUAGGCAUGCUGGCCUUUAUUUUUUUAUCUUUUUAUUCAGUAGUUAUGUGUUUGGCAACAUAACAAAGGUUGAGUGUGUGAUAUUUACGUCAUUCCGUCCAUUAUAGAACCAGUAGAAAAUAAAAGCUUUAUUUUGUAUUUUUAAGCCAUGAAAACCUAUUUGAAUGUUUUAUUUUCAAAGCUUCUUUGUCAGAAGUGGCAUUGUAUCUUGCUGUGAUAAAAUAUGGCUAAUUGGUGCCUGAAUUUUAAUUUUAUAUGUGUAUAUGUGACAGCAGUUUGUUCUUUAUUUCAUUUCCAAGUUAUAUACUCAUCAAAAAAUGGCAUGUAACUUACAGUAAGCAACCAUAAUCAUAAUUAAAAAAAAAACACAAAAAUCAUUUCUCAAAAAAUAUUUAUGUACCAUCUUAAGAAUUAAGUCAUAUCAACUUUUACACAAGAAUUUUUAUUUCACUAUCUGGGUUUUGGCAAGAAAUAGAAGAUUGGCCUAUGUUCAAUUGAAAUACAUGUAUGUAAGAAUUAAAUUCACAUUACAGGCGGUCCUUAUACCAAAGGUCACAAAUCAUUAUAACUGAAUUCUGCAAUUUAAAUGGAUAUAACUUUUGUGGAUGUAAAAAAAAAAUGUUUUGUGUUAUAUGACAUUAUUCCAUAAAAGGCAAAACAAAUGUUUUUUUGAAUUAUUGGAAAAUUGUGUUGUAUUGAAAUUAUACAUGUACAACUUUUACCCAUAUGAGCAAUAGAUAUGAUUAUGUUCAACAAUGUUGUAUAGUUUAUUGAAUUAUAAUGAAACAGAAUUAAACUAAGUGUUAUUCACUAGAAAAAUUACUUUUACGUAAGACAUUUAUAUUGUGUGGGAAGACAUCUUCUCAAUUAUAACUGUUUUAUUUAUUAUGAUAACAUUUGAAUAGGAUUUUCUUCUUAUUA